This is a messenger RNA of Mesitornis unicolor (brown roatelo), 1136 nucleotides long. It is a transcript of the gene EBNA1BP2, whose product is annotated as EBNA1 binding protein 2. Gene Ontology annotation, cellular component: nuclear periphery; preribosome, large subunit precursor; nucleolus. Lineage: Eukaryota; Metazoa; Chordata; Aves; Mesitornithiformes; Mesitornithidae. The annotation marks the transcript as partial. Gene Ontology annotation, biological process: ribosomal large subunit biogenesis; rRNA processing. The transcript has 7 exons. The record is from RefSeq and is a predicted model, not a curated record.
GGCGGCCUGAGGCAGUGCCUGUCCGAGUUCAGGCAGCAGCUGGCUUGGAUAGAAAGGCUGGAUGUGACUUUGGGCCAGGUCGCGGACCCCGUCUCACAGAGUGCUUCCAACAAAGAUGCUGUUGACCCUGAGAAUGAUUUCCAGAGAGAGAUGAGCUUUUACCGGCAGGCUCAGGCAGCGGUCCUGGAAGCCCUGCCGAGGUUGCGGAAGCUCCAAGUUCCUACAAGGAGGCCAGAUGAUUACUUUGCAGAGAUGGCCAAAUCAGACCAGCAGAUGCAGAAGAUUCGACAGAAGCUUAAGAGUAAACAGGAAGCAAUGGAGAGGUCUGAGAAGGCGAAACAGCUCCGUGCAAUGAGAAAAUAUGGCAAGAAGGUGCAAACUGAGAUUCUGCAGAGGAGACAAAAAGAGAAAAAAAAUAUGUUGAAUGCAGUCAAGAAAUACCAGAAAGGUCUCUCUGACAAGCUGGAUUUUCUAGAUGAAGAUCAGACAUCGUCUCAGGGGAAUAAAAAAGGCAAUGCAAAUCAACGGAUAAAGAAGGGGCCAAAUGCCAAAAGACGAUACAAGAAUCAGAAGUUUGGUUUUGGUGGGAAGAAGAAGGGCUCAAAGUGGAACACAAAGGAGAGUUUUAAUGAUGUAUCCAGCUUCCGGUCGAAAGUGGCACACAACAAAGGCCCAGGAAAAGGAGGAAAAAAAGCCCUCAAUAAGAGACCUGGAAAGAGAGCAAGGCAGAAAAUGAAGAGCCGAGCACGCUAAGAGGACUUUGCUCCCCAGUGGGGUUCCUGUGUUUCUGUGUGUUGCAAGAUGUGUUUCUACUGGCAUCAAGCAGCUGACUGUGGAGCAGAUUUCCAAGUGGCAAGAAAAAAAGCCAGUGGAAACUAGUGCCUUAGACAGUAAGAAGAAAUUCGUGAUGUUUUGUUGAAGGACUGUUUUCUACUUAAACCUUUGGGGUGUGAACACAUUAAAUAGUUUGCACAAAACUGUCUAAUUCAUGUUGCGUUAUGAAUGGUGGCUGACACCUGCCCUUUGUUCCCUUCAGUCUGACACCUUUUUCCCCAGCUACUGUUGACAUGUACUUGGUGAACUCGAGUUCUGGGUCAUGUUGCCAACGUCAGAAUAAGAAGUCUGAAACCUGUUGA